Messenger RNA from Racocetra persica, 183 nucleotides. The record is from the annotation of a GenBank genome assembly. NCBI's taxonomy places the organism in Eukaryota, Fungi, Glomeromycota, Glomeromycetes, Diversisporales, Gigasporaceae.
AUGAGGUUACGAAGCAACAAGUCAGGUGGUCAAUUACCUGCUAUAAACCUAGAGCAAAGGAUCAAUAACCUUGAACAAACUAUCGUCGAGCGUGAACAAGAAAUUACCAGGCAUAAAGAACCGGAAGGUGUCCUUGAAAAUAUCGUGAAUUUGAUGCAAAAUCCAGGCAAAAGGCCAAUGUUU